UGACUGUUACGCUGGAGGAAGGUAUUCCCUGGACAGUCCUAGAGGCAGAAGCGCUGUAUUUCUACAGCUGAUUGCUUUGGUGCUGCACCUCUCUGUCCUGCUGCGAUGAGUGGGAAGUCCUUGCUUUUAAAGGUCAUUCUCCUUGGGGAUGGUGGAGUUGGGAAAAGUUCCCUCAUGAACCGGUACGUCACCAACAAGUUUGACUCGCAGGCUUUCCACACGAUUGGCGUGGAGUUCCUAAACCGGGACCUGGAGGUGGAUGGACGCUUUGUCACCCUCCAGAUUUGGGACACUGCGGGACAGGAGAGAUUCAAGAGCCUGCGAACCCCCUUUUACAGGGGAGCAGACUGCUGCCUGCUGACCUUCAGCGUGGAUGACCGGCAGAGCUUCGAGAACCUCAGUAACUGGCAGAAGGAGUUUGUCUAUUAUGCUGACGUGAAGGACCCCGAACACUUCCCGUUUGUCGUCCUGGGCAACAAGAUAGACAAACUUGAGAGACAAGUGAGCACAGAGGAGGCCCAGGCCUGGUGCAUGGAAAACGGGAACUAUCCAUAUCUGGAGACUAGUGCCAAGGAUGACACCAACGUGGCGGUGGCCUUUGAGGAGGCUGUGCGACAGGUGCUGGCGGUAGAGGAGCAGCUAGAGCACUGCAUGCUGGGCCACACCAUUGACCUGCAAUCCAGCUCCAAAUCCGGCUCUUCCUGUUGUUAAGAGCGGCUGCUGCUUCGGGAACAUCGCUUGAGCUGACGGAAUAAGCACGGGCAGCUCUGGGGCACUCUGAGGAGAAUGGCCACAAGGACAAUAGGUGGUUUGAUCACUGGGGAGUUGCAGCCUCACCAUCUGAAUUCUGCCUGGAGUUCGAGCACGGAGCACGUAUCUGCAGGAGGGAGCUGAUGAAAGAACAUGUGAGCAUAGUCCUGCUUCCAUCUCUGCCUGUUUUAGCAGGUUUAAAGGACUGGGUUCAAGUCCUUU
Eurypyga helias (sunbittern) is the source of this 972-nucleotide messenger RNA. It is a transcript of the gene RAB9B, whose product is annotated as RAB9B, member RAS oncogene family. Gene Ontology annotation, molecular function: GTP binding; GTPase activity. NCBI's taxonomy places the organism in Eukaryota, Metazoa, Chordata, Aves, Eurypygiformes, Eurypygidae. Gene Ontology annotation, biological process: Rab protein signal transduction; retrograde transport, endosome to Golgi. Gene Ontology annotation, cellular component: late endosome; lysosome; phagocytic vesicle. The coding region runs from base 106 to 711 and encodes 201 amino acids. The record is from RefSeq and is a predicted model, not a curated record. The transcript is spliced from 2 exons.